Messenger RNA from Mugil cephalus (flathead mullet), 2131 nucleotides. It is a transcript of the gene ccdc47, whose product is annotated as coiled-coil domain containing 47. The record is from RefSeq and is a predicted model, not a curated record. Bases 144 to 1607 code for a protein of 487 amino acids. Gene Ontology annotation, biological process: endoplasmic reticulum calcium ion homeostasis. Lineage: Eukaryota; Metazoa; Chordata; Actinopteri; Mugiliformes; Mugilidae. Gene Ontology annotation, cellular component: endoplasmic reticulum. The transcript has 13 exons. Gene Ontology annotation, molecular function: calcium ion binding.
UUCAUCCUGUGGUGAUACUUUUGCUUUGAAAGGACGUCCGUGUUCCGUGUGCUUCAGGCGUAAUAUCACUACAAGGGCAGUUCGGGCUACUUAACCUCAGCAAGCGUUUCCUUUACUGUCGUAAUUAGUCUACAGGUGUCGCCAUGCGGGGUGCCUAUCUCCUGAUAACCACGCUGCUGCUCCUCCUGGCCAUUCCUGUCUCCAGGGGACGUUACAAUGACGAGUUUGACGACGGGGAGGACCUGGCUGACUUUGAUGACAAUGACUUCGCUGAGUUUGAGGACAUGAACGAGGACGAUGCCGCAGCUGAGGCGGAAACGGCCCCCCCGCCACGCGCCUCCCAGUCCUCGCAGCCUGAAGAAGAUGAAGAUGAAGAUGAAGCCACGGUGGAGCUGGAGGAUGGCCAGGAUUUUGAAGACCCAGACACACAGGAACAAGACACGUACAAAUUUGACCUAGAAGAGUUUGAGGGGGUUGGAGACAUGGAGAACAGCCGUUCCAUGAAGGACCCUCUUAUAAUCCACACAGUUCCUGCACACCUUCAGAACAGCUGGGAAAGUUACUACAUGGAGAUCCUGAUGGUGACCGGUUUAUUGGCCUACAUCAUGAACUACAUCAUUGGCAAGAACAAAAACAGUCGCCUCGCUCAGGCCUGGUUCAACUCGCACAGAGAGCUUUUAGAGAGCAACUUUGCACUAGUGGGUGAUGAUGGCACCAGUAAAGAGGCAGUGAGCACCGGGAAGCUGAAUCAGGAAAACGAGCACAUCUACAACUUGUGGUGCUCUGGACGUGUGUGCUGUGAAGGCAUGCUGAUCCAGCUCAAAUUUCUGAAGAGGCAGGACCUGCUCAACGUUUUGGCCAGGAUGAUGAGGCCCGCCUGUGACCAAGUGCAAAUCAAAGUGACUCUCAAUGACGAGGACAUGGAUACUUUUGUGUUUGCUGUGGGCACCAAGAAGGCCAUGGCCCGGCUCCAGAAGGAGAUGCAGGACUUGAGUGAGUUCUGCGGCGAUAAGCCGAAGUCUGGGGCCAAGUAUGGCCUCCCAGACUCCCUGGCUAUUCUUAGUGAGAUGGGCGAGGUCACAGAUGGGGUGAUGGACAACAAGAUGGUGCACUAUAUCACCAACCACGCUGACAAGAUUGAGUCCAUCCAUUUCUCGGACCAAUUUUCUGGUCCAAAAGUUAUGCAAGAGGAGGGUCAGCCCUUAAAGCUGCCUGAGACCAAGAAGACGCUGCUGUUUACAUUUAAUGUGCCUGGAAUGGGCAACACCUCUCCCAAAGACAUGGACACUCUGCUUCCUCUCAUGAACAUGGUGAUCUACAGCAUUGAUAAAGUCAAGAAGCUGCGUCUCAACAGAGAGGGCAAACAAAAAGCUGACAGAAACCGGGCCCGUGUGGAGGAGAACUUCCUGAAGCAGACUCACGCUCAGCGUCAGGAGGCGGCUCAGACCCGGCGGGAGGAGAAGAAGAGAGCGGAGAAGGAGAGGAUCAUGAAUGAGGAGGACCCUGAGAGACAACGUCGACUGGAGGAAGCUGCCCAGCGUCGUGAGCAGAAGAAGAUUGAGAAGAAGCAGAUGAAGAUGAAGCAGAUCAAAGUCAAAGCCAUGUGAGAGAUCACCACAGUGACAGUGGGAGACAAGCACACAUGAAAGCAGUGCACCGCUCAGUUUUCCUCCAUCUUCUCUCGCCGCAGUCCACAGCUCCGGAUCACAGGCGCUCACAGCUCCACACACAUGUCCUGUGCCUCUGGGUGUGUCAAGCUUAGCCGUUUGUGUCACCACCUGCUCCAUUUAACAUGGUCGAACCUCAAUGAGUGAAAUCUAUCACUAUUUGGGGAUUUGUCCUCAAAAUGAAUCAAAGUUCUAUCUGAAAAUAGUACUAUCUUGCUGAGCUUUUUAACCUAAUUCGCUGGUAAAAAUAAAACACACUAUUUGGUGGUACUGAGCCACAUUUUAAGGGAAUGAAAGCAAUGUUGCAGUUUCAUUGAAAUUAUAUUAGCAUUGAGCUUUAAUAUAAUCUUAAAUGAUAUUAUCAAUACAUUUUUAAUUAAUAUAUGUUACGAGAAUGGUUUCUUGCAGGUUGUUUCUAAUCAUUAUCUGAGCAAACCUAAUAAAAUGCACUGGAAUCUGGAAAA